ACUAUUUUAAGUACUGUGAGGAAUCCAGAGACAAACAAGAAGCAUCCCUAAGGAGGAGCCUGAAGAGAACCAGCAUCCAUAUAAGGAUUAUCAAAAUGAGUGACAACAUUAAACAUUUGGCCCCUCCUGCUUCAAACCAGGGUCCUACCACUCCACGCAAAGGGCCCCCCAAGUUCAAGCAGAGGCAGACUCGCCAAUUCAAAAGCAAACCACCUAAGAAAGGUGUGAAAGGGUUUGGAGAUGACAUUCCAGGCAUGGAGGGACUAGGAACAGAUAUCACAGUGAUCUGUCCCUGGGAGGCCUUCAGUCACCUGGAAUUGCAUGAGCUCGCCCAGUUUGGGAUCAUCUGAAGCACCAGAGAUUCUGCUAUUCUCAAUAGCAUCUUCUGUAACUUUAGUCAUUGCUCAGCCAGUCUUAACAUUCAGCUGUUCGGAAAUGGUUUUUUUGGCUUACAUAAUCGUUUUCCUUAAGUUACUAAGAUUUCUCUUGAGGUCAGACUCUUUCUUGUAGUGGUAGAAAAUAGUGGAUGAAAAUUGACUUCUGUUAGGGCAUUUCAAACUUAUCCUAUCAACUGGUUAGAAGUCAUCAGUA
Messenger RNA from Condylura cristata (star-nosed mole), 591 nucleotides. It is a transcript of the gene PDE6H, whose product is annotated as phosphodiesterase 6H, cGMP-specific, cone, gamma. The record is from RefSeq and is a predicted model, not a curated record. The transcript is spliced from 4 exons. Gene Ontology annotation, biological process: positive regulation of epidermal growth factor receptor signaling pathway; visual perception; positive regulation of G protein-coupled receptor signaling pathway. The coding region runs from base 96 to 350 and encodes 84 amino acids. Gene Ontology annotation, cellular component: photoreceptor outer segment membrane. Lineage: Eukaryota; Metazoa; Chordata; Mammalia; Eulipotyphla; Talpidae. Gene Ontology annotation, molecular function: 3',5'-cyclic-nucleotide phosphodiesterase activity; cGMP binding.